Messenger RNA from Cornus florida, 3530 nucleotides. Its product is annotated as probable disease resistance protein At5g43730. The record is from RefSeq and is a predicted model, not a curated record. Gene Ontology annotation, molecular function: protein binding; ADP binding. NCBI's taxonomy places the organism in Eukaryota, Viridiplantae, Streptophyta, Magnoliopsida, Cornales, Cornaceae. The transcript is spliced from 2 exons. The coding region runs from base 5 to 3049 and encodes 1014 amino acids.
GGCAAUGGAGUUGAUUCAACCUUUGUACGAUAUUGUGAAAAACAUGUGCACACCCAUUUGUAGACGUGUGGAUUAUGCGAUAAACCUGUCAAAGAAUUUCACUGAGCUGAGCGGGAGAGUAAAAAAAUUAUGCGACAGGAGGGAUGACAUUAUAUAUAAGAUUGACCUUGUUAAUCUACAAAAGGGUCCUACAAGAGAAUGCAAUGGCUGGCUUGAAAGGGUGGAUGAGAUUGAUAAGAAGACGAAAGAAGAUGAGCAGCUCAUUGGCAAAAGAUGCUUUAAUGGAUGGUUUCCAGAUGUCAUUUCUCGUGUGAAGCUCGGUAAGCAUGUGGUGGAAAUGAUCGAGCAGGUUAAAGAGCUCCAAGAGGAAUCCAGGUUUGAAGAUGGUUUUGUCAUUGAUUUGCCACCAAAUGCUUUGAUAAUGGGGAAUUCAACUAAUCUCACCUUGCAAAAGAUACGAGAUUCCAUAAGAGACGAGGGUGUCCAAAAGAUUGGAAUUUGGGGCAUGGGUGGGGUGGGAAAGACAACCUUAAUGAAUGUCUUGAAUAAUGAGCCUGAAAUUCAAACUAUGUUUCAUAUUGUAAUAUGGGUAACCGUCUCAAAAUCUUGGAGCAUUAGGAAGAUUCAAGAUGAAGUUGCACUGCGCUUGUCAUUACCGGAUGUAAAGGAUAAACCAGAUUAUAGAGUUUCAAUAAUGUUGUUUGAGAAACUCAAGGGCAAGAAAUAUUUGUUGCUUCUGGAUGAUGUUUGGGAAGAAGUGGAUUUGAGUAGAGUGGGUAUACCAAGUACAAGUCAAGAGAAGGGUUGCAAAAUUGUUCUGACAACCAGAGAUAUUCGAGUUUGUCGAAAAAUGAUUACCGAUAAAGAUAUCAAAGUGGAAGUUUUAGACGAAAGUGAAGCAUGGGAAUUGUUUAACUCAAAAGCGGGAGGAAUCUCAUUGCUCCCAACCAUCAAGCCGAUUGCUGAAAAAAUCGUCAGAAAGUGUGGUGGCUUACCACUUGCACUAAAAGUAGCAGGUGGGGUGCUGAGAAUGGUUGAAGAUGUAAGCAUGUGGCGUAAUUUUUUGAACAAGUUGAAUUCACCAGCUAUGUCUUACAUUGAAGAUAUGAAUGAAGAUGUGUUCAGGUCAUUGAAGGUCAGUUACGACGUGUUGAAGGAUGACAGCAUCAAGAAUUGUUUUCUGUAUUGUGGCUUGUAUCCAGAAGAUGCAAAGAUUAAAAAAUCUCGGCUGAUCACUUAUUGGGGAGCGGAGGGGUUUCUUUGGAGUAAAGGGACUUUGGAAGAUGCUUAUGAUGAUGGGUGUGCGAAAUUACAUGACCUUAUUGGUGCAUCUCUGUUGGAGAAGUGUGAGGAUGAAAAACAUGUAAAGAUGCAUGAUGUGGUUCGAGAUUUAGUUCUGAUGAUGACUUCUGCAGGAGAAGAGGAGAGCCGGUUCAUGGUGAGAGCUGGACUUCUGCAGGAAAUACCUGAUGAUAAGGAAUGGGAAGAAGCAAGUAGGAUUUCAUUUAUGGAUGCCGAGGGAUACAAAUUACCAGAGAAGCCAAAAUGUCCCAAGCUGUCAACAUUGCUGCUUCGGCGACGUCAAUAUGAUCUCUCUCCUCUGAAGGCAAUACCUGAAUGUUUCUUCAAUCACAUGCCCAACCUUCGACUUUUGGAUCUAUCAAGAAAUGGCAUCUCCUCAUUGCCAUCUUCCAUAUCAAAUUUGGUCAACCUUCGACUUUUGGAUCUAUCAAGAAGUGGCAUCUCCUCAUUGCCAUCUUCCAUCUCAAAUUUGGUCAACCUUCGAGUAUUGCUUCUGAAAGGAUGCGAGUAUUUACAGGCUCUCCCUCAGGAAGUAGGUGUGCUCCAGAGACUUGAGGUGCUCCAUGUCAGCAGGGCGAACAAAAUGCCGUAUCACCCUAGUGAGAUGUGGAAGUUGACCAGCCUUAAAAGUUUGAAAUUUUCACCUCUAACUUUGACAGUCCCCAAAGAUGAGAUGGUUCCUUGUAGUGUGACCAUAUCCAGACUUUCCCUGCUUCAAGAAUUGAGUAUUAAAAGGAUGAAAGGGGAUGAUGAAGAAAGUUUGGAAACUUUUGCAAAAGGGGUUAGCAGCUUGACACGGCUCUCUUCACUUAAAUUCCACUUCACAACAAGGAAUUGUCUGAAACACUUUCUCCAUAACAGCCAACCAUGGAGAGAUAGUACCAUACAGAAAUUCCACCUCUAUGUUGGAAAAUUGAAGGGUCCUUAUCAUUUGACCCAGAGUAUUACCAAAUUAUUUGAGAGGUCAUUAUCAUUUGUGCCAGAGUAUGAGGAUGAUGGAGGAGGAGUAACUUGUGAAGAAAUAAAAGAGGUACUCAUACGUUCGGAGUGUUUUUACCUAAGCGGUUGUGAAACCCUUCAAAUACUAUCAGAAUUGGGCGCGGAAAGAGUUAAUGGGUUAAAAGGUUUAUCCGUCUAUUCUGGUAAACAUGAAUAUAUGAUAGAUGAAGAUGGAUUGCGAGGGGAUGUUUUUGAAAACUUAGAAUACCUUCGAUUGAUUACCUUACAUCAUUUUAGGGGCAUCGGCUGCGACAAAUUACCAAUGCAAUUAAGCAGCAGCACCAAUAGCUUCACUAAACUGAAGGACUUGCAAAUACUUCGAUGCGAAUUUAUGAAGAAGGUGUUCUCAUGGGGAUUGAUUCCGCAACUCCUUAAUUUGGAAUCGUUGAAAAUUUGGUUUUGUUCGGAAAUGGAGGAGAUAAUUUCAGCUGAUUUCGAUGAGAGGGAGGAAGACAACAAGAGGCUUGAACACGUGAACCUACCCAAACUGAAGCUUUUGGCUCUUCAUCAUUUACGAGAAUUGGUUGGCUUCUCCAAGAGGAAGAGGAACCAUCUGUACUUGCAUUGCCCCUCCUUAGAGGAGGUUACUUUUUACAAAUGUCCAAAACUGGAAAUAUUUCCUUUUGGCAUCGACGGUGCACCUCAUUUGAGAAAGAUUAAAGGAGAACUGAAAUGGUGGGAAGCAUUAAAAUGGAAAGAUGAUGCCACUAAAUCACGAUUCGCCCCGCUCUUCCAAAUAUACCAAUGAUCAAUCAUUUUGUGGACGUCAAUUCCUCCCAAUGACGUUGUAUUCCUUACAGCUGAUACAGACCAUUUAAUGUGGGGCUUAGCUCUCAAAUGUCUUUCCAGCUCUCCGUCUUUGCUCACUGUUGUGGAAUUUGGUUACCGGCCUCUUCAAGGAAAUGAUAUGAUUUUAUAUCAGUUUUUUUCUUCGAGAAUGUCAUGGAAGGUGUGGAGUUGUUCUGCUCGAGCAACUAACAAUUUCGCAAAUCUCUGUGUUGGUUAUGUAAUUGAUCGGAAGUGACGGAUACUUAUUUGCUUAAUAACUUACAUUUGUAUAUAUUGUCUUAAGAUUGUUUGGUUUGAGAUCAUUCCAUUUAUAUCAUUUCAUGUAAUCGAUGAGCAGACCAGUUGCUAAAGACUUCUAUGUUUAGUUAUUAGUAUCUGUAUUGUAUUCUUUGACAAAAUCUGUGUAAACAGAGUUUGUAACUGCUGUUAUUAUGAAAAUU